Messenger RNA from Daphnia pulicaria, 3598 nucleotides. RefSeq names its product INO80 complex subunit D-B-like. The coding region runs from base 294 to 2615 and encodes 773 amino acids. The transcript is spliced from 6 exons. The record is from RefSeq and is a predicted model, not a curated record. Gene Ontology annotation, cellular component: nucleus. NCBI's taxonomy places the organism in Eukaryota, Metazoa, Arthropoda, Branchiopoda, Diplostraca, Daphniidae.
UUUAGUUGUACUCCACAGUAAUCAGUAAUUUCGUCUGUUUGGUUGUUUUCGGUAUUUAUUAGUUGAUUUCGAGAAAUUUAUAGCUUUGUGUUGAAUGAAAUUAGACAUUCAGUUAGGAAAAGAAGCAUAUUUCGAUUUUGUGAGAAUCCGUCAUUAGAUAUCUGGAAGAAUUUCGGCUCGAUAAGAAAUCCUAAUGCUAGUAUGACGACGGCUUGUGGUGAACAAUAACUAAAUAAUUGGUGUCCCUGUUUAACACUUCGAUGGAAUCUAUCAUUCACUGAACACAACGCACAAUGUUUGAAGGAAAACAUAUUCAUUUCAGUCCUGUUGACCAGAAACCACUAUGUUCUUUCUCAACCAAACUUUGUCGGCAAAGGAGGCUUAAUGGCUUUGCUUUCUGCAUCAGACAUAUUCUUGAAGAUUCUUCUGCUCCAUUCCGAGUUUGCUCGUUUGUGGCAUCUACUGGUCAAAACAAGUGUACUAAUGUAAUUUCCAUGGCUCAUCCAAAAGGGCUGUGCAAUACCCAUCUUCAAUUAGCUGGUUUUCCUGCAGCUAAAAGAGACCGCAGGCAUACAAAGAAGGAAAAUGGCCAAAAUUAUUCUGCAUCUUCACCCAAUGAAAAAAUGAGCAAUCAAUCUAAUGAACCAACAUCUUCUUCUAUGGAGAUGAGUGAUGGAGAUCCAUACACAUUCAGUGAUGACACUGAGCUCAUUACCAAACCAGACCAGAUUCUGUCUGAAAUCCACCAAAAACCCUCAGAUAUGAAUAACCCACCUCACAAUAGUCCAUUGGUUAUUGAACCAUUGACUCCAAGCAGUACCAGCAGCAGUAGUGUUGACAGUAACACUGAAAUCAAUGUUUGCAAAAGUUUACCUGCUGUACCACCCUUGGGUAGUAAUGGUAUGAAAGCCAACUCUCGGAUAAAGUCGGAGGUCAAGUCGAAAUCUAUCAUAAUAUCAAGAAAGAAGAAACCCAUUAUUAGUGCAGUGGCACUGAAACCAUCUGGAGGAAUUUAUCCACUUCCAGCCGUUUUACAACAGCUAGAUAAUUCAAUUAAUGGGAACAAAACCCAGUACCUCUUGCCUAAACCUAUUGAUGAAUCGGAUGACGAAGAAAGUUCUUCUUUUGGUGGUGGUUUAUCUCAAUACAUCUCUGCUAUUCCACUCCGUUCCACAACGGACGCUCCUCGGGCAGUAAAGCUAGAGCGAAGCAAAAGAGAAUUUCGACACAGAUAUCUCCAAUUUUCCCAAACGAUCGAUGCAGAAGAAAAGUUCCGUGGCGAGUAUCAGUCAACUGUUAUUAAUAAACUCGUAGAAGCGGCUCGUCGCUUUCCAAAUGAGACUGGUUUGUUGCUGCAAGGACGCAAUCCCACUAGCUCCUCGACUGGAUUCAAUCCUUCCAGUCUAAAGAUCUUCUCCAAACGUCGGUGCAGCUUUCGUCGCGCCAGUUCAGGUCAUCUUACAACGGACUCUGGAUGCCCCGAGUUCUGUUUGCCCUGCUCAACGCUGUGCAGUCGACACAUCCUUUAUAGCGUUGAUCAACAGUUGUUUGAAUUUUGCUCUGCUCGGGGAGGAUCAGGUUCAACACCGUGCGGAGCCCCAGUUUUGGCUAUUCAUUCAGGCCUACCAUAUUGUCCAGCACAUGCUGUUCAAGGUGACGGAAAUGGUAACAGUUCUUCGGUUUCAGCCAAUACGCCUAAAAAUGUCGAAGGCAGCGACCAAAUGAGUAAUAAUGGAGGUAACCAAGGAAGUGUGUCCAGUAAAACCAAUCGAAGAAAAGCACGUUCCCGCUCAACUUCGUCAUUGGGACGUCAUUCUCGCCGACUUCGCAAUCGUCGCCGAGCUAAGCGAAUUGGGUCCAGUGGAGGAAGUGAGACUCGUAUCCACUGCAUCGAAGCAGCCGACAAUGGAAUGGAACUAGAUGUGGAGACUGUUGAUAGUCCCGAAAACUGUUCACCAGCCUAUCCAACGCCGGCACAAUUGAUACCUCACACUGCACACCCUGUUAUCAAUCCUAUGGCGGCUUCUGUUGAUCAUGAAGCGGAAAUUCUAGAAGAUCACGACUUAAAAGAGUUGCUCAACCGUCUGCCUGACGAAGCCUUUCAGGAGAUAUUUGCCAUGACACAAGCUGCUGCUUCUUCAUCUCGUAACGGUCUAUUUGUUCCCAUGCCAAGCCGCGAAGAAGCUGAAGAGUUGGAGCGUGUUCUAGCUGUAGCCGAAAGCGCAACAAUGGGUGGCGUUGGUCAUCCAGAAUCCGAUCUGAGUGACUUAUCAUUAAUUGACGAUCACACUUUGGCUUUGGCUCAUGACCUCAUUACCUUGGGUGCCGGGGCUUCAGCUCAAAGUAUGAUUAUGGGUAACGAUGCAUCGGUUUCAAAUCAUCUCUACCUGGACAAUCUCAGUAUUCCUCAUCAAACAAUCCAUCCAGACGUUUAUACAACAGAAGAAGCCUUUUCUUCUUCGCCUAUGCUGUCCAGAAGAAAGAGCCUAUCGAUGAUUCCUGCUGGGCAACACGCCAGUCCUGCCAGGGGCUCUAGCCCACCGAGUCUGAACCAGCAUCACCAUGACAGCAGUUUCAUCGAUGAUAGAGAAGGUUCUGCUGCUCAUCCAUUGUAAAAUAAUAAUAAUAAUAGAAAACUAGGAGAUAAGGGGCAGAUACAUUAACAGUUUAAAUGUUGAUCUAUGCUAGCACUCCCUAGAACCCUACGUUACUCUUCCAAGAUGAAUUAAUUGGCUAUCCUACUUUACGUAUAACCUUUUUAAAUAAUUUGAUUCAACGAAGGAAAGGUAUGAAACGGGCAAAACAAAAACAAACAAAAAAAACGAUCCAGAAAACCAACCCUUUACUGAUAUUCUCAUCACCUGUACGGACCCUCUGUGUAGUAGAUGACAUGCUAAUGUAGCUGCACUACGGGUACUUUAUCUUCGACUCUGUUCACUACAUUCACAUGUUCAGUUUCUCUUCUUGGGUUGUUUCUCCUUUGCGUGUCACCUAUUCCCCCUCCACCUGACGUUUAUAUAUUGUAUUGCUGUGCACCAUUGUCAUUAGUCUUGUGCAGUUGGUUCUCUCUGAGCUAUGUGAUAUUUAUUUGCCGCAAGAUCCAGAAAACGCCGCUGUGUUUUUUUUGUGGGUUCUCUUUUAAUAUUUCACGUGAAAACAUGGAACAAAAGGUCCCAAACACUGGAAAGAAGAAGAAAAGAAGUUGAUUGAUUGGCUCGCUGGAAUGGACCAGGGGAAUUCACCUAACAUAUUUAUCACUCUCUCUACCUGUAUCUAUUCUGUCUUCAUUUAAAUACUGUUAAGCGCUGUGUGUCACUUGGUGGAUGUUCAGUUGUUCAUGUUAACACGUAAUGGAUAUUUUCCAAGUCAAAAUAGAAGUCGCCCCGGGUGGACUGAUUGCCAUUAACGCAAAGCAGUCACUUGGGGAGACUAGACGCUUUUUUUUAAAUGCGAAUCCUAUAUGAAACCAAUAAGUUUGUCCAUGGAUUCUUCCGAUGUUCUUUGUAUAACCUUGUACGUGUUGCGUCGCCAACCUGCGUUUGUUCGUUCACGUCUUGUGUACAGAAAUGCGAAAUACAAAUGGUGAUCGUUCUCUUAA